Messenger RNA from Rangifer tarandus platyrhynchus (Svalbard reindeer), 1104 nucleotides. The record is from the annotation of a GenBank genome assembly. Lineage: Eukaryota; Metazoa; Chordata; Mammalia; Artiodactyla; Cervidae.
AUGUACCGGCUUCUGGCUGUGGGCCUGGCCCGAGGCCUGUUGCGGGCGGCGGGACUGCGGGGCCGCUGCCGCCGGGUGCACCUGCUGCCCGGGCCACCGGGAGCCCGGGCGCCGCCGUGCCGAGAGGCGCCGCACGGCCGAGGCUCGGGCCUGCUGCCGCUGCUGGCAGCGCUCGCCUGGUCGUCGAGGCCCGCGGCGGCGGAGCAGGAGCGGCGGGGCGCGGGCGGGGCUGCGGCCGGGGACGCCGAGGCCGAGGCCGAGAUCAUCCAGCUGCUGAAGCGAGCCAAGUUGUGCAUCAUGAAAGAGGAGCCAGAAGAGGCAGAGCUGAUUUUGCAUGAUGCUCUUCGUCUUGCCCACAAGAGUCACAACACAAAAGCCAUUGCUUACACUUACGACCUGAUGGCGAACUUAGCAUUUAUAAGGGGUCAGCUUGAAAACGCAGAAAAACUUUUUAAAGCAACAAUGAGUUACCUGCUUGGAGGGGGCAUGCAACAGGAAGACAAUGCAAUCAUAGAGAUCUCCCUAAAGCUGGCCACUAUUUACGCUGCUCAGAGUAGACAGGAACUGGCUCUUGCUGGCUAUGAAUUCUGCAUUUCAACUCUUGAGGAGAAAAUUGAACGAGAAAGGGAAUUAUCGGAAGACGUUCUGUCAGCGGACGACAAGGCCAACACACGGCUCCUUCUGGGCAUGUGUCUGGACACCUACGCGCGCUACCUGCUCUUCUCCCAGCAGCCAUCUCAGGCACAGAGGAUGUAUGAAAAAGCGCUGCAGAUUUCUGAGGAAAUACUCGGAGAAAGACACCCACAGACCAUCGUGCUGCUCAGUGACCUGGCCACUACCCUGGACACACAGGGCCACACUGGCGAGGCCUGUGUUCACGCACAGAGGGCGUCAGACCUGGCGAGGCAGGUGGGACACCCUGAACUGCACAUGCUGCUCAGCAACCUGGCUGCAGUCCUGACGCAUAGAGAACUGUAUGCACAAGCAGAAGAGACCUAUAGGGAAGCACUGAGGCAAGCGGAACUGAAGAGAGACGAGGCUUCUGUGCAGCACAUCAGGGAAGAGCUGGCCGAGCUGGCAAGAAAAAGCAGACCUUUGUCAUGA